UUUGGAUGUGUAGUACGUAUUCCGUACAUGUACUGUAUGCCCUAGAUAAAUCAAGUAUGUACACAUGUAUGGCAGUGCUUGAUAGUGAUGAUAGUCUUUUAGACUCAUUUACUCCUGCUCCUAACAAAGGCAAGUUCAGGUUCACCAGUGUUGAGAAAUUAAGCCAAGUUUGCCUAUCACUUCCUACCCACCAGCAAGCUUCUUUUAAAGUCACCCCACUCCCGAGAGACACUCUCGAGGGCAUUUACAAUUUGCUAGUGUAUGUUUAGUGCAUGCUCCCUUUCACACACUCAAUUGCGUUUCCACAAUGGAGGGACGUGUGUAGAUGACAUACAUGUACAACUGGGACGAGGCGCUCUGAACAGACGAACGAACGGAAGAUGCUUUGAUAUCAUAAGAGCUAGCCACCGUUGACGAGAGCACAAGCACAUGUGAUAUUGUUCGUCUUCAGAGUGUUGAGUGCUGGUCACACUUUUUGAUGCCAUAAACAGAUCUGCAUAUUUGUGGACUACGCCAGAAGAAGAGGAGGGAGGUCAACUUUAUGGAUCGUUAGAAUCUCAUGGCUAAUGCUAUAAUUCUCUUUAGUGUUCAUAUUGCUCAUCAUUGACUUUUGGGAAGAGUUGUAGUGUAUAUUGUUGACCGAGCAUGGAUCCAGCAGAGAAUCUGAAGAGCAGUAACUCAUCAAAAGUGUAUGCCGAAGACCAGUCCAGUCCCCAGAAUGGCAAACUGUCUACGUCACCUAGACAGGAUAGUACAAUGCCAACACCACAGAUAAUGGGUCCCUCAGGGAAGAAAAGACUAUCUCCUACAUGUACGACAAAUCGUUCAAACAACAACAAUAUGCAUUCUCUGAAUGUGGACAUUGAUCUGGCCAAUGCCAAGAUGAACAGUGUUUCUCCAGGAAGACAAUGCCUGUCAGACUCCAGACUCACGGUGAAACCUUCAAAGAACAUUCCAGCCUCCAAUCAUCGCAAGAGAAAGCUAGACAUUGACGGUGCAGAGAUUUUCAAUGACGUAACAGUGCCAAUGACCUCACCGAAAAAGAAGAAACUAAGUCCAAAAGAUAUAUGCAACAUGAAUAAUGUGCGGUCAAAUAAAGAUCUGCUAACUGUUGACUGGAACCAGAAUGAAAAGAAUGUUGGCGAUGAAUCUUUUGAAAAGAGGAGAUCAAGUUGGUCUGAGAUGUCUCCUGAUAGCUACAAGCAUUCCCACAAUAUAGGUCACAGAAAAGUGUCCCCCAGAGUGUCCCCUAAAAUGUCAAACUCUUCAGAACUCCCCGCUCCCAUUGCUUGGAAGGCAUUACCAAACUCUAAAGCACAGAAUAACCACAAAGACACUCACAAUGUGGACAGACAAGCCAACAGUGUUUCUCCAAGCAGUGCAAAAGUGCAGCAGAAUGGACGUCUUCAAAGCAGUACCGCCUCUAACGGUGAACAGAAGAGACCAAGCUUUUCUCACAGUAUCUCAAAUGAUUCUGUAUUUGAUGACAAUGUCUUGGAACCUAAUGAAAUUGAUGAAGAACGAUUUGAGAAGGUUGAUAGUGAGGUUGCCUUCAAUAGGACAGCUGGGAUAAAGAAUAACGCAGCAGCAGGAGAUAUGGGUAAACCUAAACAAGCUACAGGAAGAACAUCACCCAGAGGGGGUGGCAAGCCAAAGGAAGUUAUUAGGAAACAUACUCUUGGCUCAGGUGAUUCAGGUGUUGAUAGCAAGAGGAAACGAAAAGGAUCUGUAUCAGAGAGUGUAGAAAGUGAAUCUGUAAUGAGCAGUUGCACAGAGGAUUCAUUCACUGAUGAUGGAAGCAUGGCAGGACGCGAAGGUCUUAGCUCGCCCGAAGAUGGAAAACCUAAGAAACGCAGGUUCAAGUUUGCAGACACACUUCCUCCACGCGCUCCAAGGGUAAGGCGGGUAGCCAGUCUGACAGCAGAGACGAAGGUGCAUAUGUUAUAUGAAAGAGAUGAGUUUAUUGAGAAAAUGCCUGCAAAAGUGUCCGCUCCAAAGAAAGCCAAGACAAGUCCAAGUGUAAGCAAUGCCCAGGGAGAUGGUUUGUUGACAAGGGAAUCAAUUUCUACAGAUUUCAAAGUUUCACAGGAUGCAAUUAAAGUUGGAAAUGAUUCCAAGGGGAAAUUAAUUACAGGAGAAUGCAUGAACGUGACAAAUGGGCAAGAAAAAGCAAAGGAAUCCAAGAAACCUGCCAUGAAAGCGAGACUAAAAGAUGUGACAUCUCCAAGUUCAUGCGCGCCACAACUUGCUACAGGGACAACAAGUGUACAAACAUGCACUCGAUGUGGAAAACCAAUGAAACCUCAAGGCAAUAUAGCUCCAGAUGAACCCUCGUCUGGUAACGGUAACAACCUGAAGCCUGACAGUUCAUCUUACAAUAAAAGCAUCAACCCAAGCAGUACAACUCUGUCACCAACCCUUACAGAACAGACCUUGGUUCCACAUUCUGCAGGGAAUCAGAUACAGUUAACAUGCUCAUGUCCACAGGCUCAGAGGAGUAUUUCAGAGCCUGCUGCUGGAGACAAUUCCCUUUUGAACGCUCUAGCACCUUUACUUGGACAGCCCAGAAGAGCUUCUGUUGAUGCUGCUGAGUGUGAAAAGCUGAACGCAUCACUGAAAGGGGCUUUCCUGCUGAGAUUUACAAGACAUUCCAUCGAUGCACCUACCGCCAUUGCCAGCCAGCUUUCACUACCUUUGACUCAAUUGGGUAUCCUUCAGUCAGGAAACUUGCAUGCAUCUAAUGGCACACCAAACAAUGGUACAUUAGCGACAGUUCCCCAGUCUAAUGGAACCAGUGGAACUACCAUCACAGAGUUUAUCACCUCCAAGUCAAAAGUAGUUCGGAAGGUGGUGAAGCGACCAGGUCUCAAACCUUUUCAUCGGCGGAAAUCAACCAAUGGAUGGAGAGGGGAAGGCAACCCAACACAGAAACCUGUUAUCAUUAAUAAUGAGAGCAUCCAAGAAGUCCGUUAUUGCUACGAGUCCAUCAGGAGGAAAGAUGAUGUCAUAAAGGCCAGAGACUGUGUCUUAUUGAGAGCAGACUUAAGGAAACGAGACCUACCGUUUGUUGCCAAGGUAGCAGCCCUUUAUGAAGAUCCGGACACAGGUGACUUGAUGAUGAGUCUACUAUGGUACUACAGACCUGAACAUACUGAGGCAGGCAGACUCAAAACACAUCUAGAGAAUGAGAUCUUUGCUUGUCGACACUGGGAUAUCAACAGCGUUGCAUGCAUCGAGGAUAAAUGCUAUGUUGUCACUCUAGCUGAAUACAACAGGUUCUACUCCAAGCUAAAGAUGACGAUGGAAGGAAUCCGUCCAGGAAGAAGCUAUUUUCCUGAACCUCUGGAGAACUACCCCAGGAAAGAUGCCAUCCCACCUCCGGGUUUUGAUCCUGAUGCAGUAUUCCUCUGUCGUCAGGUCUAUGAUUUUCGCCAACGUCGUGUUAUCAAGAACCCAUACUGAUGGUCAUCAAUAACGCUUGGAUCAUACCUUGGAGAUGAUUGGACAACCUCUGUAUCUCUGUAUUACAACUCUUUUGCUUCCUGCAGGGUUGUUUAGACAGUCUUUUAAUACCAAGAUUUAAAAGGAGGAGGUCAAUGUGAUGCUUUAGAUCUCAAAGUAAAGUACAGACAGGAUUAUCAAAAUGCAUAAAUAAUUCUAAAAAUUGAGCGUAUGGUUUGGUAUUUCUCUCCUUCAUUUUUCCUCUCAUUGCUCUUUCUUCAGAGUGUAUUUGGUCAGAAGAAGUAGGAGUCAGUGUUAUAUAAAAUCGACCUCUUUUGUUAGUGUAUGUAGAUUCAGGGAGUUUGCAAUGUAGUGAAAGGUUCUUAAAGCUGCGCCAGAUAUUCAUUUGCUUGGCACUGAAUCAAAGGCAGGGUCCGUUCUGUAGAAGAAGCAGUUCAACCUACCUUAUAUGGAUUCUCUAAGCUAUUGCACAAGCAGUUGAUGCAGGGUCCAGAGAAAGUCCCUUCAAGGGUCAUAAGACAUCUUGGAUGUGUUCAAAACCUCUCAAGAAUUGAUUCACCAAUACCACCAGUCUUUAAUCAAUUUGAUUGAACAAAAUCCUUUCUUAAAUGACUCAGCAAGUCUCCGUAGACAACUAUUUUUAUGAUAAUGACAAAUAAAUAUUGAUCAAAAUGUGAUAUGUUUUUAUCCUUUUGCUUAGAGUCAAGAACAGUGCAUUCCAGGUAUUUCCAGGAAAAUAUCACUUUUGGUAGAUGUGAUUACCAGAUUUUUUUUGUUGUUUUCAUUGUGAACACACAUAGACUUUGUGUCCCAGAGAAUUCUAAUGAAAAUUUGUUUGGUGCUGUACACAAAUUCACCAUAUUCUUUCCCUGGAGUGUACAAACCUCCAACCUGGGCAGGGUUCUGUGCUUUAAUAAUCAAUAUGUUUGUAGUAUAAGCUUGUAAUCUGAAGAUACAUCAGACAAAAGGUAGCCUGGAUGUUGUUGCAUGAAACAAAUUUAAUUUUGAACUUAUCGCACAUAAAUGAACAAUAACAGAAUUUUCUUUCAAACAAACAUGAUUUAGUAGCUGUUGAGAUUUCAUGAGCAAUUGAUUGGUGAUUAAUGUUGUGUGUCUUUCAUCGAACCAUGACAGUCUUGUAAUUGUUAUAUUAAUACACUACUAUAUUUUCAGAGGAAAACACCCCAACAACCACAAUUCAUAAUAAGAGCAUGAAACUUGCUCUUAAACUACUUGAAAUAUGCUUUUGAUUGCCUUUAGUGGGGAGAAGUUAUUUGAUGCACAUUGGACAAACAGAUAUCAAUGGAUUUUAAUUAAAGUUUUUAUUUCCUACAUGUAAUAUAAUCAUGUGGCAAUAUAAAUUAUAAGUUUGUUUGACUCUUUAACUGGUGCUGAUAAUUCAUGUCAGUAUGGUUUACUGAGGCUUGUUAUUGCUCUGAAUAAGAAAAGUGUAUCAUUUUACAUCUGUUUCAUUACUUCCUGAAUUAGUGAACUUUGUGAUAUACAAACUGAUCAACUUUCCCUGGAAACCACUCAGCAAAACAAAACCAAAAGUUACUUUUAGCUCAUCAUCAUAUCAUUUGAAAUAUUAAUUCUUUAUUAGGCUUCUAGAUAACAUAUAUUUAUUGAGGUAAUCAAAACUGUACAACUAAUCUAGUUCAAUUGAAGAAGAAAAAACAUCUCUAUGAUACUGUUUCUUUUGUACUAAAAGAUCUAUUUGUGGAUUACAAACUGUAUCAUUUUAGAUUCAUCCUAAUAUAAGAACAAUGUGACUAAGUAAAGAGAUAAUUACCGGUAUUACAGGUAGUUAAAAUCCAUAGAUGAUGGACUGUGUUUUUACUUUUUAUGCUUUCCUAAUUUUUUCCUGACAAUCAAUCUUUUGUAUUGAUAUGCCAGUAAAAUUCAUGCAGCAAAAAUUUCAUUUUACUUGAUUAAUGUUUGUAUGAGAAAUGAGAGUAUCAUAAUAUAAUUAUGUCUGACUAGCUGUUUGUCAAUUUAUGUAAUGAUAAUGUAAUGGACUGAGAGAAAGAAAUUUAAAAGUUUUAUGCCAAAAGGGCAGGAGUAUGAUUUUAGAGCCAUAUUGCAAGCUUGUGUUUCGCCCUUGCCAGAUUUGAUGGUGAAUGAAAUAAUGAAAUUAACUGGACUCAAAACGGACUCAAAAUUUAUUGAGGUGCUGUCCAAAGUACUUUUAUGUAUAUAGAUAUAUAUUUGAUUGUUUUGUGCAACUUUCUUGUAAGAUUUGCAACUUUCCUCCACCACGUUGUGCAUUCAUCAAUAGACUCAGAUUAGAUAAUUUAUCAUGUUAAAUCAUUUGUCACAUUGUCUUCUCUCUCUCUCUCUCUCACUCUCUAUCUCUCUUUAUCUCUCCCCCAUCUCUUUCAUCACUCAAGUAUUUAUGGUCUUGUAAAUACAAGCAAACUAUAUUUGAAUCAUUGUCUUCUAAACAGAUGGUACAUUGUCUAUAUUUUCUUUUCAGAUUGUAUUUUUAUGUGUUUCACCGUGCAUUGUUGCAUUUUGGGAGAGGAUAUUAAGUGCCAUGGAGAAAGAAAAAAAUUGUCUUUAGAACAAAGUCAGUGUUGGUUGUAUUUUUUGUGUAAAACCAAUUUUUGGGCAAAUAUUUUGAGAAAUAUGAGGUUUGCCGUCAUUGGUGCUGUUGAUGAUACACCCAUGAUUAUAAGUUGAUAAACACAUAGUUGCGAUUACGAGUGUUCACAUGGAUUUAAACUUUGUUUCAUGUGAUACCCUGUAAUAAAAACUCUAUUCAUAUUCUGCUUAAUUUCCAGGGCUGGUUCACAUAUUGUAUUUCUCUUAAGGCACUCAUGCUUAUGUUAUUCUUACAUUUUUUUGUCAUAGAAUUAUUCAAUAAUGAAAUAUUUACAAAGAUCUUAUUGUAUAUUGGUACAUUUUUAUUUGAUUUCCAUUUCAAAUGAAUUGAAAUUAUUAUUUAUUCCACUAAAUGGACAUCAAGCAAAGGUUAAGGCUUGUAUUUUGAUUCAAUUUGCACUCCAAAGUGGAGUAGAUUUUAUAUUAUCAAAAAUAUGGGUUACUAAAAUGGGAAAAUCUGUGUAUGUACAGUGACCCAUUGGGGGCAAAAAGUUCUAUGAAGAUAUUGAUAAUGAUGUUAGGGUUGAUUUCAGAUAUAUUUUCUCAUGGGAGUACAUGUAUUUGCAAAUGAAAUGUUCUUUAUCAGAAUGUCAUGCACCACGAUCUUGACCUUUCUUUGCAAGUGAAUAAGAACGGUCCCUGUGUAUAAUAGACAUCGAUCUGUCUUUCACAAACCUGUUACAAUUUGGAAAUUUUUGCUUAUUUGUUGUUAAAGCAUUGAGCUUUGCAGUGAAUUGGAGAGCUUAUCAAAGUGCCACUUUAACCUAUUUUUUGUAGCAACCUAGGCAGAAAAUAGCAUCUCCAUUAAAAAAAAAAGACUAAAUGGUUCAGAAGAGUAGGAGCUCAUUAUAAAUGGUAAAGAACAGUUUGAUAUAAUUGGACUUAUCUCAUGAUAAUUUUAACCUGUGCAAAUUAACUAUUGAUUACUUUGUUACCUUUCAUGUGAUUUAAUGAUUGACAUUUCACCUUGUAUUGAAUAUAAUAUCAUGUAGAAGAGCUCCUGACCACAAUUAGCUUUAAAAGAGUCCCACACAUCUUUUAUAUGUCUCUUCAGUUAUUUCAGUACCUCAUUGUAUUGCUUAUAGAAAUCAUAAUAAGAUUAAUAAAAUAUGUUUUGGAAACAUAGUGCUUGACAAAAUUAUGAGAUACAAUUUUUUCUUCUUAUUUAAUUCAUUUUUCUGUGAUAUUGUCCAACGUGAAGUUGAUGUUAGGACACAAGUAAGGACUCUUGCCCUUAAAUCUACUCUUUUGUUGUACCCCCUUCUACACCAUUUUAUUUUGGACAAUAGUCAUGGAUGAACUUUCUGAUAAACCGUUACUUUUUGUUUAUAGUUAAAUUGGGCAUAACUAUAAAUACUAUUGAUACAAACUAUAUGAUAGAGGUCAGUGUUUCAAUGACUUUAAAACGUAAAGCCUCUUCACAUUGUUGAAUUUUUGACCGGAUUGUCAUCAACAGUAAGGAAGAAAUUAAGAUACCUGCCAUUUUUAAACGAAUCGACUUGAAAUUUGUUUCGUUUUUAUAUUAUGUUCCAUUGGUUUCUACGAAAAACGUUUGUGUUCUCUAAUUGUUCUCAAAUUGUUCUCGAUUCUAAGUAGAGGCAAGUUUUCAAAUCGGAGUAUAAAGGUAAGGUUUUUUCUACUUAGGUGUUUAUGAUAAUUUUUGUUUAAUAUUCCAUUAUUUUGUUGUGUAUUUGCUCACAUUGAAAUAUCUUGGCAUGGUCAUGAUGAGAUAAAAAUGUCUUCUAUUUCACUUGUUCCAUCAGAGGGCAUUACACUCAUAUUGACUCUAUUUUUCUUUCCUGUUUGGUGUAGGAUCCACAAAUAUAUUCCCAGUUCAUAGAUGCAUAUAUGAAGCCUUGAUAUAGGAUCCCUCUGUAUUUUUCUUUUACAAUAUUGAAAGGAUUAGGUGACAGAAUUGCCCUUUUUUGUAUAAACUUAUUGCACCUUUUUGAAGAAAGGGAGAAUGUUUCUACAACAAAACUAUAACUAUGUUUGCCAUUGCCAUACUUUGUUCUUUGAAAAUUGACUUGAAAGCCUUCAUCUUGUAAAUAUGACAUCAUGUGCUUUGACAAAAUAUAAUCAUAAAUAGAGUAUUGAUUGUGUUCCUUUAAGAAAGUAUAUUGAAAUAGUCCAAAUAUGGCACCUAAAAGAUCUUUUGUUGUGUGAAAUAAUGUUGACCUUAAGGGUUAUAUAUCAAUAUAUUCAAGAUGGUUAUAUUAUAUCAUUGUAUAUGUGUGUUCAUGUCUUGACAGAUAAAAGAAUAAAUACUAGAAAGAUGUGUUUGCUUGAAAAAUGAAA
Strongylocentrotus purpuratus (purple sea urchin) is the source of this 8364-nucleotide messenger RNA. Its product is annotated as muscle M-line assembly protein unc-89. The coding region runs from base 646 to 3462 and encodes 938 amino acids. Gene Ontology annotation, molecular function: chromatin binding. Lineage: Eukaryota; Metazoa; Echinodermata; Echinoidea; Camarodonta; Strongylocentrotidae. The transcript is spliced from 7 exons. The record is from RefSeq and is a predicted model, not a curated record.